UCCAACCCCUAGGAGUCAGACCCAGAGAGGAAGCAGAAGACUGCUAAAUGUCUGACAUUCCGCGGAAAUCAUGGAAAACCCGGCAAACAACAGCAAGCACGCUGAUAGCACGGGAGACUGCGCCAUCUGCUUGGAGAGGAUUCAGAGGAAGAAAACGCUCAAGUGUCAGCACUCUUUCUGCUCGGAGUGCAUCGACUCAGUUUUCAGACUGAAGCCCGCAUGUCCGAUAUGCAACACAUUCCACGGAGUGUACACGGGGACCCAGCCGCAGGGCACGAUGACGGUGACCCACAGCUUUCUGAAGCUGCCGGGCUUCGAGAACUGCGGCUCAAUCGUCAUCCAGUACAGUUUCCCAGGGGGGAUACAAGGGGCUGAACACCCAAAUCCCGGCGUGAGGUACAGCAGCACCUCUCGUAUUGCCUACCUGCCAGAUUGUGCAGAGGGACAGAAGGUCUUGAGGCUGCUAAGGAAAGCAUUCGACCGAAGACUUACUUUUACCGUUGGACGGUCGGCCACCACAGGCCUCAACAAUGUCAUUACCUGGAACGACAUUCACCACAAGACCAGCAUAAAUGGUGGCCCAGAGAGUUUUGGUUAUCCAGAUCCAGCGUACCUGUUCAGGGUUCAAGAGGAGCUUCGUCUUAAAGGUGUAACAGAGGAUGCCUGAUUGUUCAAAAACAUUUUUUAGACAGACUUAGUGCUGCUCUUAAUAAAGUUCCCAGCUGCAAAUCUGCACUUUUCAACAGUAAUGUUCACCACGAAUACUUGAAGAUGUGUUUUUUUGGGGGGUUUUUUGUAUGUGACCUGGGCUAAACUGAGGGAGAAGUUUAGCUUUUCCAAAGACCUUUUCUGCUUUAUUCCUGUUAUGUAGCUGAUUUACUUUAAGCCAAUAAGCAAGACGAGUUUGGUAUUGAUUUCAUUAGUGUAUACAGCACCGUUCACAUUUUUUAGCAGUCUUGGUAAAAAAGUGUGGAAAGUAGACAAACUAAGUUAAUCUUUUGUCACCUUAUUCUGAUCACACACUGAAAAACAUCCUGUUUACCUCAUUGAGUUCUAAGUGUUUCAAGCAUCACUCAGGAUGUAGUGGAAAAGAGGCUUUCCUGGAAUGGCAUGUAUCCAUUUUGAAGAGUGACUAGGAGAAAUGGACCUGUAUUUAUUUACCUAUUUAUUUAUAACUCCAGCAAACAGAAAAAUGUGGAUUAGAUUUUGAACAAUACAAAAAAGUAAAGUAGUCAUUCAAAAAACUAAAAAUACACUUAGGAGUUGAACAUCAUUUUUAGGUGAAGGUUGAAUUUUUUGUGGCAGACGGGUAGAUUAGUUUAUUUAAAGGACUUUUACACAUUUCUUUUCUUUUUUUUUCUCCAGAGAUGCCAAUAAAAUUAGAGAGUGCUUUGUUUGUAACAAUUUAUUUGCACUGGAUGGAAACAUAAUAUGAAUGAAAAGCGAUUGUUUUCUAGGGUCUAUGGCAGAGUCAGAUAAAUGAUCCUGUAUAUUAUUUUGUUGACAAUCAGUUCUGUUUAUUGAAAACGCUUAAAAUAUUUUGCAAAAUAAUUUUUGUUCUUUUCCAGCUUCCUUCUUUAAAAAGUGCAAACGCAUGCAAA
This is a messenger RNA of Xiphophorus maculatus (southern platyfish), 1601 nucleotides long. RefSeq names its product probable E3 ubiquitin-protein ligase DTX3. Lineage: Eukaryota; Metazoa; Chordata; Actinopteri; Cyprinodontiformes; Poeciliidae. Gene Ontology annotation, biological process: protein ubiquitination; Notch signaling pathway. The coding region runs from base 71 to 667 and encodes 198 amino acids. The transcript has 3 exons. The record is from RefSeq and is a predicted model, not a curated record.